Molecule: messenger RNA, 351 nt
Organism: Caenorhabditis sp. 36 PRJEB53466
Lineage: Eukaryota; Metazoa; Nematoda; Chromadorea; Rhabditida; Rhabditidae
Source: the annotation of a GenBank genome assembly
AUGAUAGUGGCGGACCAAGUUUCGAGGCUCAAACGGGCCGUUUUGCACUCGGAUAUGCGCACUUUCAAUCAGCUCGUCAAUCGCAACAGUUAGCCGCCCACUUUUGCUCGAAUAUUGUUAAUUUUCGUUACAGGCGAUCAUCAAUUUCUGCAAAACGUGUUCCGAAUGCGGUCCCUGACGGUUUUGUCGGGUGUACACUCACAUGGUUACCAUUUGGAAGCGAUUCUGAGGGCCGACAACAAGUUUUUCACAAUGCAAUUGGGACUCGACAGCCGUAGUCCCACUGGAUAUGUGAUCAAUGCGGCCGAAGAGGCGAUGAGUGAAGCGGCGCGGCGAUUUUCAAAAGAUUAA